Molecule: messenger RNA, 552 nt
Organism: Cooperia oncophora
Lineage: Eukaryota; Metazoa; Nematoda; Chromadorea; Rhabditida; Trichostrongylidae
Source: the annotation of a GenBank genome assembly
AUGCCUUCGAAAAUGAGUGCUAUAGAGGCUGAUAUGGAUCCCGACUUAAUCCAGCCAAGAGGAUCGUCCGGUUUCUUUUUCUCGAACGUGUGGCAUCCAUAUGUUGAGCAUUUAUCGGCCAAGAAAUCCAUUUUAUUGGAUAGCCUUGAAAGGCACGAGGCUGGAACAUUGCCAGAAGGCUAUGUAGUGUCACGAGCAAACUGCGCGUUGGUUGAUUUUGUUCAAGCUGUCUACGCAGCCGUGGAUGCGCUUAGUUUGCAAGAAAAUGGAGAUAAAAAUAACAAUGAACAUGUUGCCGAAUCAAUUUUCACCAGUUGUCAACCCAAUCUGCUGGCCGCGUUGAGCCUUUUGUUAUCAGCGAGCACUGACGAAACGGUGACGGAUCAGCUUUUGUGUGCACUUUCGACGCUAAUGUCAGUUGGAUGCAAAUUGAAAGCAAUUCCUGCCAGUUUGAAUUGUUUAUACGUUCUAUGCUGUACUUGCUUACCAACAGUGACGUAUUUGCGUUCGUAUGCAGGAGCAGAGACGCCCAUGAACGAGCGUGAGUUCUGA